AUGAGUUCGGCCAAAAAACGUAAAUAUAAUGAUGAUUAUAUUAAAUACGGUUUUGUUGUUAUAAAAAAAGGUGAUAUCGAUCAUCCGCAGUGUGUUAUUUGUUAUGAGGUAUUGAGCAAUGACGCCAUGAGACCCUCUCGUCUGGAACGACAUUUGUCUACAAAACAUAGCAGUUUAAAGGACAAGCCGAAGGAGUUUUUCGCAUCAAAAUCUGCGAGCUUGAAACGUAUAAAAUUGGAUAGUACUGGAUCUUUUGCGAAAUCGUCCGAGAAAGUGCUUCAAGCUUCUUAUGAACUAUCGCUUAUCAUCGGAAAGGCAAAGAAAAGUCAUACUAUCGGAGAAUCACUUAUUAAACCUUGCUUGUUAAAAACAGCUGAUAUCAUUCUGGGACCAGAAAUUAAACAAAAAUUUUCGCAGAUACCCCUCUCUGACAAUACUGUCAAACGUCGCAUUGAUGAUAUGGCUGAAGAUAUAAAAAAACAAGUAGUAGAGGCCGUGACAGAAUCAACAUUUUAUGCAAUACAGUUGGAUGAGAGUACCGAUAUAGCACAAUGUUGUCAACUUUUAGUUUUCGUUCGAUACAUGCAAAACGAAACAAUAAAAGACGAAUUGUUGUUUUCUACAGAAUUAACGACUACCACAAAAGCAAUUGAUAUAAUGACAGCAGUUUCUGAUUUUUUUGCGAAACACGAACUGUCGUGGCAAAAGUUAAUGGGUGUUUGCACAGAUGGUGCACCGACAAUGCUUGGGUCUCGCUCAGGUUUCAUAUACCGUCAAGCCCUGGCGGCCAAGACACUUUCAAAUGAAUUCAACGCUAUUUUAACAUUAUGCAUAAAAAUUGUCAAUUAUGUUAAAAGAGUGCUUUGA
This is a messenger RNA of Parnassius mnemosyne (clouded apollo), 867 nucleotides long. Lineage: Eukaryota; Metazoa; Arthropoda; Insecta; Lepidoptera; Papilionidae. The record is from the annotation of a GenBank genome assembly.